AUGAACCUCUCAGGCUCCUUCACCUCCUGCUAUGUCGCCACAGGCUCCUUCUCCCGCACGGCAGUGAACAUCCUAGCGGGGGCGCACACGGCGCUGACACAGAUCAUCCUCUCCUUCACCAUGCUUAUCGUGCUGCUUGCUGCUGCUCCCGCCUUCAAAUAUGUGCCCGCUUGUGUGGUGGGAGCAGUCAUCGCCAAUUCUGUGCUUAACCUGCUGGACUUUAAAGCCGCAUUUCAAAUCUGGAGGGUGAACACGCUCAACUUCAUACUCAUGCUCGCCUGCUUCCAUCGACCCUUGUCCCCUGGUUUCCCCUCCCACCUGUCCCCCUCCUCCCCCCCGUUCUCAGCUGGACUUCAAGGCAGCGUUUACGAUCUGGAGGCUCGACUUCAAGGCAGCGUUUACGAUCUGGAGGGUAGACAAGCUGGACUUCAUGGUCAUGCUCGGCUGCUUCCUCGGGAUCAUCUUCGGCUCGCCCGAGAUCGGCCUGCUAGUCGCCUCCGUCCUCUCUGUCCUCAAGCUCCUCCUCCGCAUUGUCCGCCCGCACAUCCGCCUGCUCGGGCUGCUCCCGGGCGGCGCCGCUACAGCCGUGAGCGUGCUACAGUUCCCCAACAGCACGCUGUGCGAGGGGAUCGUGAUGCUGAGGAUUGA
Messenger RNA from Closterium sp. Naga37s-1, 648 nucleotides. NCBI's taxonomy places the organism in Eukaryota, Viridiplantae, Streptophyta, Zygnematophyceae, Desmidiales, Closteriaceae. The record is from the annotation of a GenBank genome assembly.